UGUUCGUGGACGGAGAGAUGAAAAAUUGAUUUUUCUUUACCAUAAGAUCAAUCGUUCGCUUUCGGUUUUGGAAUCGUCCGGAGGUCAAACCCGCAGUCAGCGUCGUAGUGGUAGCUAAUUAGAUAAUCGUUUCGUCGGAUACAGCAAUGAGAGGAUGGCUCUCGAACUGAGCAUUUUAACUUUGAACAUUUGGGGAAUCCCGCACGUGUCCAAGGACCGAGCCAUACGGGUUGAGGCCAUCGGAGAUGUGUUGGCUAGUGGCAACUACGAUAUUGUAUCACUGCAGGAAGUUUGGUCGGACAGCGAUUAUCAGUAUCUGAAGAAACGGGUCGAAGGUGUGCUUCCAUUUGCUCAUUACUUCUACAGCGGGGUAGUUGGAUCCGGAUUGACGCUGCUGUCCAAAUACCCUAUCGUGUCGGCCUUCUUCCAUGCGUGGUCGGUCAAUGGGUAUGUGCACCGGAUUCAGCACGGCGAUUGGUUCGGGGGAAAGGGUGUAGGAUUUUCCAAGAUUGCCGUUAAUGACCAGUUGGUGCAUGUAUAUGUUGCUCAUCUGCACGCCGAGUACGACCGGAAAUGUGACGACUACAUGGCCCAUCGGGUGAUUCAGGCCUACGACACUGCUCAAUUCAUCGAAAGCACCCGGGGAAGUGCGGUGCUGCAGAUUCUGGCCGGAGACUUGAACUCCGAACCGGGUGAUUUGGCCUUCCGGGUGCUGCAGACCAACUCGAUGCUGGUCGAUACAUACGAUAAGAACAUGUUCGCCGCCGAAAACAUGGGAACGAACGAGAUCGGCAAGAACAGCUACACCGAUCUGGAAGCUGCCAAGAAAAGCCCGCUCGGUAAGCGGAUCGACUAUAUCAUGUAUCGAUUCGGGGAUAACUUUGAGGGUCGGCUGUUGGAGCAUCGACUUCCGCUGCCGGAGCGCAUUCCGGGUAAGCAGAUUAGCUAUUCCGAUCACGAAGCUGUGUAUGCGAAGAUCAUUCUGAAGAAGACCGGCUCGUCGGCGAUUCAGCAUUUGAUGGCCUGUGCCGGUGGCGAAGGUAAUGGGAAGUGUGAAAAUAGAGACCAGGAAGCGAUCCUGGCACUGCGGGAAAGCAUUGUUAUCUGUAACGAGAGUUUGAAACAGCUGGAAUCACACAGGCGGAGCUACUCGCUGAUGGCGAUAGGGGUGAUUAUCGUUUUGCUCAACAUGCUCGAACUGGAAGCUCCCUAUGGACUGAAGAGCGCCUACCUGUUACUGAAGUUUCUGCUGUGCGGAAUCGUCAUAUUCUUCAUAUUUAUGGCAACGAUUUGGAACGUGAUGGAGAAGCACGGGAUUCUGGCCGGGAAGCUGUCGAUGGAGAUUGCGCUCAAGGGGUACAAAGAUGUGGGCCUGACGGAACACCGUGGUGGGGGUAGUGCUGAUAUUGCUCAUUAGAUUAAAAGUGUCGAUUGGUUAGAACUUGCGCACACGGAGUUAUCAAGUAGGUAGUAUUUAAACUUUCAUGCACUGGUUUUUAGGAGAGUAAAUUAAAUGGGGGUACCCCUGAUUUUAAGACUUAUCUUCUAAGUUCUAUCUUUUCACUAUUCCAUGGAAGUAAUGAUAAUAAAAGAGUCAAAUGUCUAUUGAAUUUUAUGAAAUUUCUUCGUCUUCAAAAGACCUUCUAGGUGAACAUUAGUAAAUAAUGGGUACGUAUCAUCAUUGCUCCAGCUGCAUCUCAGUAUUUUCGAUGCCAUAUUCCAAGAAUAAAGUUUAC
This is a messenger RNA of Ochlerotatus camptorhynchus, 1736 nucleotides long. It is a transcript of the gene nSMase, whose product is annotated as neutral sphingomyelinase. The transcript has 4 exons. The record is from RefSeq and is a predicted model, not a curated record. Gene Ontology annotation, molecular function: sphingomyelin phosphodiesterase activity. NCBI's taxonomy places the organism in Eukaryota, Metazoa, Arthropoda, Insecta, Diptera, Culicidae. Bases 155 to 1417 code for a protein of 420 amino acids.